This is a messenger RNA of Phoenix dactylifera (date palm), 2666 nucleotides long. The record is from RefSeq and is a predicted model, not a curated record. Lineage: Eukaryota; Viridiplantae; Streptophyta; Magnoliopsida; Arecales; Arecaceae.
GUGAUGCGGUACUUCCACGCCAUCCUGACGACAUUCCGCGCUGCUGCUGCUGCUUCUUCUUCUUCUUCCCAUCUCUUCCGAGGGCUCCCAUCUCUUCUCUUUCUCUACUUAGCUUUUUUUUCGCCGAAUCGGAGGAGAUCAAGAUCAAAUCCCGCGAAAAAGGUAAUCGGAACAUGACCUAGUUUUGGAGGUAGGUAAGGCUUGGUGGAUUUAGAUCUAAGUCCUUCAACUUUUCUUUUUCGAAAAAAGAUCAAGAAGAUAGCUUUAAGGCCCGGUCUGUAUGGCGCCGGAAUUGAUCUCGAAGAGGCCCUUUUCUUUGAUCUUUCCCUUCUUUUUGCUUCUGAUUACCCGCCCUUCCAAUGGCUUCUAUCUCCCUGGGAGUUAUAUGCACACCUACUCUCAAGGUGAAUCUAUCCCAGUCAAAGUGAAUUCACUCACCUCUAUUGAGACGGAGCUACCAUUUAGCUACUAUAGUCUUCCCUAUUGCCCACCCUCGGGUGGUAUCAAGAAGAGUGCAGAGAAUCUGGGAGAGCUGCUCAUGGGGGAUCAGAUCGACAACUCUCCGUACAGGUUCCGUGUGAAUAUCAACGAAUCACUUUAUCUUUGCACGACAAAGCCAUUAAAUGAGCAUGAGGUGAAGCUGUUGAAGCAAAGAUCUCGUGAUCUCUAUCAGGUGAACAUGAUUCUCGACAACUUGCCUGUAAUGAGGUUCACUCAACAAAAUGGUCUCACCAUUCAGUGGACUGGUUUUCCGGUUGGAUACACCCCCAUUGGAAGCAAUGAUGACUAUAUCAUCAAUCACCUCAAGUUUAAGGUCUUGGUCCAUGAGUAUGAAGGGAGUGGUGUAGAAAUCAUUAGCACAGGGGAAGAGGGGAUGGGGGUGUUCUCAGAGACUGAUAAGAAGAAGAUGUCUGGUUAUGAGAUAGUUGGGUUCGAAGUAAUUCCAUGCAGCGUUAAGCGUGACCCAGAAACCAUGUCCAAGCAUAACAUGUAUGACAAAAUUGAUUCUGUGAAUUGCCCCCUGGAGCUCGACAAGUGUCAGAUGAUCAAGGAGCAGGAGAGGAUCACAUUCACCUAUGAAGUAGAGUUUGUGAAGAGCGACAUUAGAUGGCCCUCACGGUGGGAUGCCUAUUUGAAGAUGGAAGGUGCCAAGGUCCAUUGGUUCUCGAUCAUGAACUCCUUGAUGGUAAUCUUCUUUUUGGCUGGAAUAGUGUUUGUUAUUUUCUUGAGAACUGUUCGAAGGGACUUGACGAGGUACGAGGAAUUGGAUAAAGAGGCCCAGGUUCAGAUGAAUGAGGAGCUCUCAGGCUGGAAACUUGUUGUGGGUGAUGUGUUUAGAGAGCCAACUUGCUCUAAACUGCUUUGUGUAAUGGUUGGAGAUGGUGUUCAGAUUACAUGUAUGGCAGUGGUGACAAUUGUGUUUGCUGCUCUGGGGUUCAUGUCUCCUGCAUCACGGGGCAUGCUCUUGACAGGGAUGAUACUCCUUUAUCUCUUCCUUGGUAUUUUUGCUGGGUAUGUUGGUGUCCGGCUAUGGAGUACCAUUAAAGGUGGGUCUGAAGGUUGGAGGCCAGUUGCUUGGUCAAUUGCAUGCUUCUUUCCUGGGAUCGUGUUUAUGAUUCUCACCUUCCUAAACUUUUUGCUCUGGUGGAACAAGAGCACAGGGGCUCUCCCAAUCUCAUUGUACUUCACUCUUCUAUCUCUGUGGUUUUGCAUCUCAGUGCCCCUCACUCUUUUAGGGGGUUUCUUAGGUACCCGAGCUGAACCCAUACAAUUCCCAGUCAGGACCAACCAAAUUCCAAGGGAAAUUCCAGCAAGGAAAUACCCUUCAUGGUUGCUUGUUCUUGGUGCUGGAACCCUUCCUUUUGGGACCCUCUUCAUUGAGUUAUUCUUUAUCCUCUCCAGCAUCUGGCUUGGGAGGUUCUAUUAUGUGUUUGGAUUUCUACUCAUCGUCCUCCUAUUGCUUGUUAUUGUCUGUGCCGAAGUGUCUGUGGUUCUGACUUACAUGCAUCUCUGUGUGGAAGACUGGAGGUGGUGGUGGAAAGCAUUCUUUGCUUCUGGUUCGGUCGCUCUUUAUGUGUUCCUGUACUCCAUCAACUACUUGGUGUUUGAUCUUAAGAGCUUAAGUGGGCCUGUGUCAGCUAUGCUCUACCUGGGGUAUUCACUUAUCAUGGCUGUUGCUAUCAUGCUAUCUACUGGCACCAUUGGCUUCCUGGUGUCGUUCUACUUUGUUCACUACCUCUUCUCAUCUGUGAAGAUUGACUAGAGGAUAGCUUCUUUAAGGUGCAAUAGUUCCUUGCAUUCAAUUAAGAUGUUUCUGGAUGGAUUUUGGAUCUAUAUCACUCAGUAUUCCGUAUACGUUGGAGAUGUUUAUACUGAUCACCAGGUGCAAUGAAGGCCCUAUUCUAUGGAGGGGAAUCUCAGUGACCUACAGCAUUAGAUGAUUAACUGGUUUACUUUAAAUUUUUUAACAUGAUGUCCUCCAAGACGCUCUUUUCAAUGCUUUUAAGCUUAUUUUAGGCUACAUGGUAACUUUUCCUUUCUUUUAUUUCAAUUUUUCACUCAUGUUAUUGAGACUAUUAAUGUGGAUCACCUGUUCUUGCAAAUAUUAGCAGUUUCCUUCUAUGAUGUCGAUUAAUUCUGGAAAAGAGUGGUUUGUGGUUCUUAUA